UCGUUGACCUGGAAGUGUUCCUUUCUCUUUGUCGAGCGUUCACAUAUUGCAAUGUAUUAAUAUUAGUUAAUUUUUUCAAACGCUAAAUCAGCUUACGGUAGUAAUAGCCCUUAGUAAGACAAGGCAUUACGUUUAUACCGUAGUUGUCCGACAGUUUUGAUUUGUCAGUGGGUGUAGCUCCAGAAAGAAGCUUGAAAUUAAAAAGCUAUAAGAAUGAAAUAAUAAUUAGCCUUUUCUUCUCUUCCACUGGGAAUGUUUUUCUUCCUGAAUGGUCCGUACAAGAGAACUUGAGCGAAUCAGAUUGAAGGUCCAAGGAAGAUAGGAAAUGGCUGGUAAAAUAAAAUGGGUAACAGACAUUGAAAAAUCAGUACUUAUUAAUAAUUUUGAGAAGAGAGGGUGGAUUCAGGUGUCCGAGUCUGAAGACUGGAACUUCUACUGGAUGAGUGUACAGACAAUUCGUAAUGUAUUCAGUGUGGACAAUGGAUACAGGCUCUCUGAUGAUCAAAUUGUUAAUCAUUUUCCAAAUCACUAUGAGUUGACCAGGAAAGACCUUAUGAUAAAGAACAUUAAGCGAUACAGAAAGGAUCUUGAAAAGGAAGGAGGUCCUUUGGCAGAAAAAGAUGAAAAUGGCAAAUAUGUCUAUUUAGACUUUGUUCCAGUGACAUUCAUGCUUCCUGCAGACUAUAACCUAUUUGUAGAGGAAUUUCGUAAAAAUCCAUCUAGUACUUGGAUUAUGAAACCAUGUGGCAAAGCCCAGGGCAAAGGAAUAUUUCUUAUUAAUAAGCUUUCGCAAAUCAAGAAGUGGUCACGAGACAGCAGAACAUCUACAUUUGUAGCAGCAUCAAGUGGCAAGGAAGCCUAUGUCAUUUCUUUGUACAUUGACAAUCCAUUACUGAUUGGUGGGAAGAAGUUUGAUUUGCGUUUGUAUGUCUUAGUGACCACAUACCGCCCCCUGAAAUGUUACAUGUAUAAACUGGGAUUUUGUCGGUUUUGUACAGUCAAAUAUACUCCAAGCACAAGUGAACUUGAUAAUAUGUUUGUCCACCUUACUAAUGUAGCAAUUCAAAAACAUGGGGAUGACUAUAAUCAUAUCCAUGGUGGGAAAUGGACAGUGAGCAAUUUACGCUUGUACUUGGAGAGCACCCGUGGCAAAGAAGUCACAAAUAAAUUAUUUGAUGAAAUCCACUGGAUAAUGGUGCAAUCUCUAAAAGCUGUAGCACCUGUAAUGAACAACGAUAAACACUGUUUUGAGUGCUAUGGAUAUGACAUCAUAAUAGAUGAAAAAUUGAAGCCAUGGUUAAUAGAAGUAAAUGCUUCUCCAUCACUUACUUCAAGUACAGCCAAUGACAGGAUUCUGAAAUAUAAUCUUAUUAAUGACACCCUUAAUAUUGUUACUCCCAAUGGUGAAAUGCCAGAGAGCAGGUGGAAUAGAAGUCACCAGAAAGAGGUUCUUGGAAACUAUGAAAUUUUGUAUGAUGAAGAGCUUGCCCAAAGUGAAAAUGCUGAUCGGGACCUAAGGAGUCGAUCUGGUCAGUCUAUAGCAUCCAAAGGAGUAAAAGCAAAUAAUUCAGCAAGGCCUCAUCUUGCCACAUGGAAAUAAUCAACAUUCGAAAGAAAGUGCCUCUGCUUUAGCUGGUUUAAUCCUGGGGAAAGACUAAUAAAAUUCACAGUACUGUGCCUUUUUUAUUUAGGACAAGGGAUCAUGAACAACUUUGCAGCUUUAGCAACUCACUGCCUGGGAUACCUCACCCUGAAAUUUAGCUCACAACUGAAAAUUGCAUGAGGAAUCUGACAACCCUAAACCUCUGGUUAUGCUGAGUAAUUUUAUAGUACUGGGUUACAUGUUUUAUUCUUUUUUUAUCACUAUUAAAAUUUUAACAUACUAGGGGGCUCCGCCCCCUGCUCGCUUCGAUCGCCAACCCCUGUGUUUGGUUAAUCCAUCCAUCCAUCCAUCCAUCCAUUAUCCAGCCCGCUAUAUCCUAACUACAGGGUCACGGGGGUCUGCUGGAGCCAAUCUCAGCCAACACAGGGCGCAAGGCAGGAAACAAACCCCGGUCAGUGCGCCAGCCCACCGCAGGGCGCACACACACACACCAAGCACACACUAGGGACAAUUUAGAAUAGCCAAUCCACCCAACCUGCAUGUCUUUGGACUGUGGGAAGAACCCGGAGCACCCGUUGGAAAGCCACGCAGACACGAGGAGAACAUGCACACUCCACACAGGGAGGACCCGGGAAGCGAACCCAGGUCUCUUAAUUUCGAGGCAGCAGCGCUACCCACUGCGUCACAGUGCCGCUGUUUGGUUAAUCGGAUAUACAAUUUUAAAAGCUUUUUUUUUCUUUGGAAUUGUUUCAAUUUCAUUAGUUGCACUUUUACUUUAAAGGUUUAUUAAAAACAAUAUCUGGAAUUACCUUUUCUUCAAGAUCGCAUAGAAUUUUGAAUCCGUUUUUGAAGACACAUUGUGACAACGGAAUGUAUAACUGCCCGUGAGUGAAUAUUGUUUCUGUUUCUCUAAUAAAUAAUCCGACUUUUUCUAAUGGUUGUCCCUGUGAUUUGUUAAUUGUCAUAGCAAAAGCUAUUCUCAUGGUAAACUGUAAAUAUUUUAAUACGAAUGGCAUAUCACGAGCUCCUUUGGUGUCUAAUGUUAUUCACGGAAUAUAUACAUCACCUUUCUUGUCGCCUGUUAAAAUUUGCAUCACUUCUCCGUCAUCAUAAAUAUACACCUGACCGAAUUGUAUAUUCUUUGAAAUUAAACUUGUCAUUGCUUCAACUGUUGUGGGACCACAGAUUCUCAUAGCGUAUGGUCCAUUAUUGUGUAAAUCCACGUUUUGUGCAUUGAAUGAUACGAAGGCGAAAAGACUUUGUUUUCUACUCUUCGCCUUUCAUUUCUGACCUCGAUUUGUCCUGCUAUUUUUUCAACUACACCUGGCUCUAAUGAUUAAUUACCUUUUGUUUGCGCUAAUGCGAUCUUUACUAUCUUUUUUUUGAUACUGUAGUGACUGAUGUAAUAAAGUGUCACAAAAGUUUUACUUGAACAAUUGCCGACUUCGUAACCCCAAACACAACUGUCUAGCACCCUCUCCAACCCAUCCUCCUCUGGGUCUCGCCUCCCCCUUACCACAUUAAUCAGUACCUCUCUAUCAGUAUUCCGUGCUGUACUCCACAAUCGGACCUAUCAGUCACUUAAAACAAGAAAGGCUUCAACCUGGCUGGGACGCUACAAUACUUUCGAAUUGUACUGCUUUCAUAUUCUGUACCUUUCUCUGCGUGUGUAUCUCACCAUUGUUUAUUUGAGCCUUUAUUUCUGGCCCUGUGCGUGGUUACAUCUCUUUCUCACAAGACGUAUAACGCUGCUCGCGUUGUGAUGGGGGCAGGGGGGUGGGUGGCGGUCUGCUGAAUGCACACUAAGCAUCAGCUGUCUUUCUGCUGCUGGCGAGCUGCAUGUUCUGCUUGUCGCAUGUCGUUGUUUUAAGAACUGGGAGCACGUGAUGCGUGUCUGCCAAAAGCAAUCCAACAACUGCUUGGUUAGAUGUCUGUGGACCCCUUUUAAAUGAUGGCUCACUGCCUUAUCUUGCGUGACGUUGUAAAAACAAUAAUUGUCCUCUAUUUCCGGCCCUGGGCGUGGUUAAAUCUCUUUCUUGCAGGACGUAUAACGCUGCUCCCGUUGUGAAAGAGGGGGGCAGCUGCUGUCACGUCGUGUCUUGCAAGAAUCUCAUGAUCUGUAUCCCCGCGAGAUGCUCCGUGGCCAUUCUCUUUCGUCUCGCGGGUCUUUUAUUUGUCUUUCGUGAUGAUCACAUAUUGUCUCCUAGUCAUUUCAUCCCACAGGAUUUUCUUUUAUAAUAGAGAGAUUUAUUUCAAAAUGUUGUUUAUUUCAUUAUUUAACUUCAAAUAUUUACUGUAUGUUCCUUGCCUUCAAGAUUAAAAUUUUAUUAAAAAAAUUUAAAUAAAUAUACUUUGUUUAAUAAAGAUCUUUUAGAUUGCAUGAAAUAAUUUAUCUUGUAUGUAUCAAAUUAACUAGAAAAUAUGACAAUUUAUUAAUGUGUACUUGGACAGUGCUUUUGUAAUUUACUGAUAACAAUAGUGCAGCAUUUGUAUUUACAAUAAUUGCCACCUGAAUCCAGCUAAUUAGAGCAAAUAGCCACCUUUUACAAUGAUUACUAUGUGAAGCCUCACAAUUGCUUGUAAGGGAGUACAACUGAAAACCUUUGUUAAAAAAACAGAUAGCAGUGUUUAUUUGGAACAAUUUUCUGUUUUAUGUUUCUAAUAAUAUUACAGAAAUUUUUAUAUAAAAGUAUGAUCAAUAUUAAUGGCCAAAAAGUGCACUUUUUAUUUGAAAUAUUACAUUGUUUUGCAAAUGACAUGCUAAAGGGAAAAAAAAAAUUUCCUAUUUCUGUUUAUAUAUUUUUUUUUUUUACCAUUUGUAAGAUUGUUCAUUUUGAAUAUUGAAAAUAUUUGGAUGGACAAAUGUAUGUUCGUUAUUCAGUUGAAUGCAUAGUUUUCUGACUUGUACACCAAAGAAUACUAUAUCAUUUAAAAAUAAAGCUCCUGCUUAUUUA
Messenger RNA from Erpetoichthys calabaricus (reedfish), 4557 nucleotides. It is a transcript of the gene ttll1, whose product is annotated as tubulin tyrosine ligase-like family, member 1. Lineage: Eukaryota; Metazoa; Chordata; Cladistia; Polypteriformes; Polypteridae. The coding region runs from base 326 to 1600 and encodes 424 amino acids. Gene Ontology annotation, biological process: protein polyglutamylation; microtubule cytoskeleton organization. The transcript has 10 exons. Gene Ontology annotation, molecular function: tubulin-glutamic acid ligase activity; tubulin binding. The record is from RefSeq and is a predicted model, not a curated record. Gene Ontology annotation, cellular component: cilium.